Vigna radiata var. radiata (mung bean) is the source of this 1799-nucleotide messenger RNA. RefSeq names its product arabinosyltransferase RRA3. The transcript is spliced from 2 exons. Gene Ontology annotation, biological process: root hair cell development. The record is from RefSeq and is a predicted model, not a curated record. Bases 226 to 1539 code for a protein of 437 amino acids. Gene Ontology annotation, molecular function: glycosyltransferase activity. NCBI's taxonomy places the organism in Eukaryota, Viridiplantae, Streptophyta, Magnoliopsida, Fabales, Fabaceae.
ACUUGUGAAUAAUUACAUGAAAAAUUAGUAGAAUGAUAUGAGGUGUGCGUGUAAGAAGAAUCUGAGAAACUUGUUGCUCAAUCACGAUCAGUCUCAGAGUUCAAAGGGAAUGAAUGCUUUUUCUCAGAAGAACAACAACACCAACUUUGAUCGUUCCAUUGUUGUUUCCCUUUAACCCCAAACAGUUAUUAUAGAACCCAACAACCAUCGGGUUUCGGAGAUACAAUGAUUGGGCGCAGAGACAGAGAGGGACCCUUGAUGAGGAACAACAACCCAAACUCUCUACGCAAAUCCAGGGUUCUAACCGCAGUUGCAAUUGGCUUCCUUAUUGGAUGCGUCUUCGCUUUCUUGUACCCCAAUGGCUUCUUCGUUUCUGACUCUGUCGCUGCUAAUCGCCGCCUCUCUCACGCGGGAUCCAUAACCCAGGAAAAUUCAGCUGGAUGUGAAUCCUCAGAUCGGGUCAACCUGUUGAAAUCAGAAUAUGUAGCGGUAUCAGAGAAGAAUGCCGAGCUAAAGAAACAGGUGAGGGAAUUGACUGAAAGGCUUCGCCUUGCAGAGCAAGGGAAAGACCAGGCUCAAAAGCAGUUCCUUACGCUAGGUAAACAGGUUAAGGCUGGACCCUUUGGUACAGUAAAGGGAUUGAGAACUAACCCUACUGUUGUUCCUGAUGAGUCUGUGAACUCGAGAUUGGGAAAGAUAUUAGAGAAAGUUGCAGUUAACCGAGAGCUUAUAGUUGGACUUGCAAACGCCAAUGUAAAGGAGAUGCUGGAGGUCUGGUUCACCAACAUCAAGAGAGUUGGCAUAACCAACUAUCUAGUUGUUGCUUUAGACGAUGAGAUUGUGAAGUUUUGCGAAUCAAAUCAAGUGCCAGUGUAUAAAAGAGAUCCAGAAGAUAGUGUUGAUGCAAUUGGAAGAAUCGGGAGUAACCAUGCUGUCUCUGGUCUUAAAUUUCGUAUUCUAAGAGAAUUUUUGCAGUUGGGAUACAGUGUUCUUCUAUCAGAUGUAGACAUUGUAUAUUUGCAGAAUCCAUUUGAUCAUCUAUACCGGGAUUCAGACGUGGAGUCCAUGAGCGAUGGUCACAAUAACAUGACAGCAUACGGCUAUAACGAUGUCUUUGAUGAACCUGCAAUGGGUUGGGCUAGAUUUGCACAUACUAUGAGGAUAUGGGUUUACAACUCUGGUUUCUUCUAUAUUAGACCAACAAUCCCUUCGAUCGAGCUUUUGGAUCGCGUGGCAACACGACUUUCGAAAGAGAAGGCUUGGGACCAGGCUGUUUUCAACGAGGAACUCUUUUACCCUUCACAUCCUGGUUAUGAUGGGCUUCAUGCUUCCAGAAGAACUAUGGAUAUGUAUCUCUUCAUGAACAGCAAGGUUCUGUUCAAGACAGUGAGGAAUGAUGCUAACCUCAGCAAAUUGAAGCCUGUAAUUAUUCAUGUGAAUUAUCACCCUGAUAAACUUCCCCGAAUGAAAGCAAUUGUUCAGUAUUACGUUGAUGGGAAGCAGGAUGCUCUCAAACCUUUCCCUGAUGGCUCAAAUUGAUAAUCUUGCUGCUGCUACUGCUGAGAGUAUAUUUUUUUAAGGGUCAAUUGUUUAGAACAGUUUCACAGUAGAUUUCAUUAGCUACAAAGCAUGUGUAGGUAAAAACUGAUAUCAUCUUAUGACUACACUGAGUUAUGCUUUUAGGCCUCAUUCUGUUUCUUUCUAUUCCUUUUUAAUGCAUGUUUUUGGUGGGGCUUACAUGGAUUUUCUUCUGUAACAUUUGUUGUAUGCUAAUUUGAAGUUUUUGUUAUUUUUUUCAA